Molecule: messenger RNA, 1155 nt
Organism: Miscanthus lutarioriparius
Lineage: Eukaryota; Viridiplantae; Streptophyta; Magnoliopsida; Poales; Poaceae
Source: the annotation of a GenBank genome assembly
AUGGCUCUGAUGAUGAUGAGGUACAUGCCUCAUGCUCUGAUGAUCCUGGCGCAGGUCUUCUUUACGCUCCUCUACUUCAUCACCGAGGCCGCCUUCAACAGGGGGCUCAACCCCUACGUCUACGUCACCUACCGCUACCUCCUCGCCGCCUGCAUCCUCUGCCCAUUCGCCUACUUCUACGAGAAGACGUUGAGGCCUAAAAUGACACUCAUGUUGUUCCUAGAGAUAUUCGUACUGUCACUUCUGGGGGGGAGCUUAACUCUGAACAUGUACUUCUCAAGCUUGAAGUACACAUCCCCAACUUUUGUCACCUCCAUGAUAAACACAGUGGCUUCAAUCACAUUCGUCAUCGCCAUCGUCCUCAGGAUGGAGAUCGUAGACGUCAAGACCCUGCGAGGGCUCGCGAAGAUCGCAGGGACCAUGGUGUCGUUGGCCGGGGCGACCACCAUGAGCCUUUACAGAGGAGCGGCGGUGAAGAGGCUGUGGAGGGCGCCCAUUCACAUACAUGGCACCGGCGGCGGCGUUGAUCAUGUGGUGGCACAUGAGAGCUGGGUGAAAGGAUCGCUCCUCGCGCUGGCAAGCUGCAUCUGCUGGUCAAUCUGGAUCAUCUUGCAGGCGUCGUCUAUAAAGAGGUACCCAGCCAAGCUGUCGCUGACGGCAUGGAUGUCCAUGGUUGGAGGCCUGCAAUCGGCGGUUUUCGCGGCGUUCGUGCAGCGCAACGUGGAAGAUUGGCUCGUUGGCUUCGGCCUCAACUUCUGGUGCAUCGUGUACACGACUUGUUUUAAUUUAGGCAAUCGCCUGCAAUGGCUUGACUGUGAUCAUUCAGCUGUGGUGCAACAAGAAGAAAGGCCCCGUGUUUGUGACCAUGUUCAACCCCUCCUCACCGUCAUGGUGGCCAUCCUCGCCUAUGUCGUCUUCGGUGAAAAUCUAUACGCUGGAAGCGUGAUUGGAGGCGUGCUUGUGAUUCUGGGGCUUUACUUGUUGCGGUGGGGCAAGGACAAAGACCAAGAACAACAACACAUAUCGGAGGGCAAAGACCAGCACGGGUCUGAUGAGAUGGACUACUGCGAGAAGCAGUCGACAGCAGUAAGCGACCCUUUUGCAGCACGGGACGACAACAAGGCACCAGAAACGGCAACCAUAAAACCGAAUUAA